GUGUGGGCGCGCGCGUGUCCGGAACGGAAAAGGGUACUACGUACUCCGUACACUGCUAGUAAGCACAGUACUGAUAUCACUCGAGUCAUUCAGAUGCGCGUCGAAUCGACGGAAACGUUCUCCAGAGAUUUCGGUCGGUCUUUGUAUAUUGUCGUGACUGCUGGGGGUCAUAAAUCUUCUGACAGAAAUGAAGAAUGCGCCCUAUCAUCAAAUGCCCAGCACAGUCCGGGUCAAUAUCUGUACACUAAGUACUGCACAUCAUGGAUACAUAUCUAUGCCAUGUCCAGUGAAGUGCGCCAAUCAAUCUGUUCCAGUGUCUUGCCUACCGAAACAGGCAAAUUAUUGCCUAGCAGUUCAAUUGAGCCCAGCUCAAACGGGCAAUGCUCGAAGCAAUGGUCCAUUAACCCCAAUGAUGAUGAACUGGCUAGCUGGCUGGUGGGCCUGAUCGAUGCGAGGGAGGGGAUUUCCGGCCGAUAUCGACGAGAAUCCUGUACUGUACGUGGUAACAUAACAAUACAUACAGCUUGGAAGUCAGAUACCUACAUGUACUAGUGGUAUCUCAGAGUGUAAUUAGUACCAUACGGUAAGUAAUGAGUGAAC
Molecule: messenger RNA, 600 nt
Organism: Aspergillus aculeatinus CBS 121060
Lineage: Eukaryota; Fungi; Ascomycota; Eurotiomycetes; Eurotiales; Aspergillaceae
Exons: 1
Coding region: 94-552 (152 amino acids)
Source: RefSeq, a predicted model, not a curated record